Molecule: messenger RNA, 3647 nt
Organism: Chinchilla lanigera (long-tailed chinchilla)
Lineage: Eukaryota; Metazoa; Chordata; Mammalia; Rodentia; Chinchillidae
Product: zinc finger protein 45
Exons: 7
Coding region: 303-3644 (1113 amino acids)
Biological process (GO): regulation of transcription by RNA polymerase II
Molecular function (GO): RNA polymerase II cis-regulatory region sequence-specific DNA binding; DNA-binding transcription factor activity
Source: RefSeq, a predicted model, not a curated record
AAGAGAGAAAGAAAGAAAGAAAAGAAAAGAAGAGAAGAGAAGAGAAGAGUAGAGAAGACAACAGAGAGACAGACAAGAUUCAAAAUACUGAUGCUGGCAUGAGAGCUGGAUUCAGGGAUUACUCCUGCCCAUCGACCCUGCCUGCUCAAUGGGUGCAGCGUUUGUCAUCUUCACUGGCUGAGAACUUCCUAAAAUGUCAGCUGAGGAUAGGCACAGAGGUUUAGGUGGUUGGACCAAGGUGACAGGACUGGCGCAGCACUAGCAUAACAGACCCACCCAUUUCCCAGAAGGAGGAGGCCAGAAUGACCAAGUUCAAGGAGGCGGUGACCUUCAGGGACGUGGCCGUGGUCUUCAGCGAGGAGGAGCUGGGGCUGCUGGACUCUGCCCAGAGGAAGCUGUACCGGGACGUGAUGCUGGAGAACUUCAGGAACCUGCUCUCCGUGGAGCAUCAGUUCAUCACCCCAGAUAUUUUACCUCAGUUAGAGAGAGAUGAAAAGCUCCGGAUGAGGAAGAUGACAACCCAGAGUGGUGGCACCUCAGGAGACAAGAAUUUAAAUGAGAUGGAGACUCUUCAAGAAGUAGGCUCAAGGUACCUGCCACAUGAAGAGCCUUUCUGCUCACAGAUCUGGCAACAAGUUACCAGGGAGUUAACCAGGUGUCAAGAGUCUAUGGUGAAUAUUCAAGAAACUGGCUCUCAGUUGAAAAAACUAGAUGAUGUACCCUAUGAAGAUGAGGAUUUCAGUAAACGCUUUAAUCAGAAUUCACAUCUUCAGGUUCACCACAGAGUCCAUGGUGGUAAAGAACUUUACAAAGCGGAGACAAAUGAGAAAGGUUCUACUUGGGAUUCUGAUCUUCAAGUGAAGCAGAAGGUCCGUGCAGGAGAAAAGCCCUACAAAUGUGAAAAAUGUGAUAACACCUUCCGUCGAUUUUCAAGUCUUCAAGCCCAUCAGAGAGUGCAUAGUAGAGAGAAGUCAUACAAACCUGAUUUAUCAUCCAAGUGUUUCAGUCAGGUAUCACAGUUCCACCCCCAGCAGAGACUCCCGACAGGAGGGAAUCCAUACAAAUAUGAGGAGUGUGGGAAGAAUACGAGGAAAAGCUCACAUUGCCAGGCUCCUCUGAUAGUCUACCCAGGAGAGAAACACUAUAAAUGUGAGGAGUGUGGGCUGAGCUUCAAUCAGAUCUCAUAUCUUCGAGUUCAUCAGAGGAUCCACACUGGAAAGAAACCUUAUAAAUGUGAAGAGUGUGGAAAGGGCUUCAGUUGGCGUUCACGACUACAGGCCCAUCAACGAAUCCACACUGGGGAGAAACCAUACAAAUGCAGUGCCUGUGGCAAGGGCUUUAGUUAUAGCUCACACCUCAACAUUCAUUGCAGAAUCCACACAGGAGAGAAACCCUACAAAUGUGAAGAGUGUGGGAAGGGCUUCAGUGUAGGUUCACACCUUCAAGCCCAUCAGAUAAGCCACACUGGAGAGAAGCCAUACAAAUGUGAGGAGUGUGGGAAGGGCUUCUGUCGGGCCUCAAAUCUUCUGGACCAUCAGAGAGGCCACACUGGGGAGAAACCAUACCAAUGUGAUGCUUGUGGUAAGGGCUUCAGCCGGAGCUCAGAUUUUAACAUUCAUUUUAGAGUCCAUACAGGAGAAAAACCCUAUAAAUGUGAGGAGUGUGGUAAGGGCUUUAGCCAGGCCUCAAAUCUUCUAGCCCAUCAGAGAGGCCACACUGGAGAAAAACCAUACAAAUGUGGUACAUGUGGGAAGGGCUUCAGUCGGAGUUCAGAUCUUAAUGUUCAUUUUAGAAUCCACACAGGAGAGAAACCCUAUAAAUGUGAGAAGUGUGGUAAGGCUUUCAGUCAGUUCUCAAGUCUUCAAGUACAUCAGAGAGUCCACACAGGAGAGAAACCGUAUCAGUGUGUACAAUGUGGGAAAGGCUUUAGUGUGGGAUCACAACUUCAGGCCCAUCAAAGAUGCCACACUGGGGAGAAACCAUAUCAAUGUGAGGAGUGUGGGAAGGGCUUCUGCCGGGCCUCAAAUUUUCUUGCUCAUCGGGGAGUUCACACAGGAGAAAAACCAUACCGAUGCGAUGUGUGUGGAAAGCGCUUCCGACAGAGAUCCUAUCUUCAGGCCCACCAGAGGGUCCACACUGGGGAGAAACCAUACAAAUGUGAGGAAUGUGGGAAGGUCUUUAGUUGGAGCUCAUACCUUCAGGCCCAUCAGCGAGUUCACACUGGAGAAAAACCAUACAAAUGUGAAGAAUGUGGGAAAGGCUUCAGUUGGAGCUCAAGUCUUAUAAUUCAUCAGCGAGUCCACACAGGCGAGAAGCCUUAUAGUUGUGAGGCGUGCGGGAGGUCCUUCAGUCAGGCCUGUCAUCUUCAGGACCAUCAGAGAGUCCACACUGGGGAAAAACCGUUCAAAUGUAAUGCAUGUGCCAAGAGCUUUAGUCGGAAUUCACAUCUUCAGUCCCAUCAGAGAGUACAUACAGGAGAGAAGCCAUACAAAUGUGAGGAGUGUGGGAAGCAUUUCAUUUGUAGCUCAAAUCUUUACAUUCAUCAGAGGGUCCACACAGGAGAAAAACCCUAUAAGUGUGAGGAAUGUGGUAAAGGCUUCAGUCGGCCUUCAAGUCUUCAAGCCCAUCAAGGAGUCCACACUGGAGAGAAAUCAUACAUCUGUACUCUAUGUGGUAAAGGCUUUACUCUGAGUUCAAAUCUUCAAGCCCACCUGAGAGUCCAUACUGGAGAGAAACCAUACAAAUGUGAGGAGUGCGGGAAGAGCUUCAGGAGGAACUCGCAUUAUCAAGUUCAUCUAGUGGUCCACACAGGAGAGAAGCCCUAUAAAUGUGGGAUAUGUGGGAAGGGGUUCAGUCAGAGUUCCUAUCUUCAAAUCCACCAGAAGGCCCACAGUAUAGAAAAACCUUUCAAGUGUGAGGAGUGUGGACAGGGCUUCAAUCAGAGCUCACGACUUCAGAUUCACCAAUUGAUUCACACUGGAGAGAAACCAUACAAAUGUGAAGAAUGUGGAAAGGGAUUCAGUCGAAGAGCAGAUCUUAAAAUUCAUUGUAGAAUUCACACAGGAGAGAAACCAUAUAAUUGUGAGGAAUGUGGGAAGGUCUUCAGGCAGGCCUCAAAUCUUUUGGCCCAUCAAAGAGUCCACAGUGGAGAAAAGCCGUUUAAUUGUGAAGAAUGUGGGAAAAACUUUGGUCGGAGCUCACACCUUCAAGCCCACCAAAAAGUCCACACUGGCGAAAAGCCAUACAAAUGUGAGGAGUGUGGAAAGGGCUUCAAAUGGAGCUUGAAUCUUGACAUGCAUCAGAGAGUCCACACUGGAGAAAAACCAUACAAGUGUGGGGAGUGUGGUAAGUUCUUCAGUCAGGCUUCAAGUCUUCAGCUUCACCAGAGUGUCCACACUGGAGAGAAACCAUAUAAAUGUGAUGUGUGUGGUAAAGUCUUCAGUCGGUCCUCACAACUGCAAUCUCAUCAGAGAGUUCACACGGGAGAGAAACCUUACACCUGUGAGAUAUGUAGUAAGAGCUUCAGUUGGCGAUCAAAUCUUACAAUUCAUCACAGAAUUCAUGUUGGUGAUAAGUCUUAUAAAAAUAAUGUUGGUAAGGACAGAGAAUUCACACAAGAACAAAGUUCUAUAAAAUGUUUUUGAAGA